AUGCUGGUUUUGAAUCAACACGUAACGGAAAAUUCUUACUUUACGUUCGAUAAAUCAUUGAUACCCCUAUCAUUGGAAGAUGAUCAUUAUACCGACAAAGAAGACGGCUAUAAAGAAAAUCGAAACCAAGCGCCAUUUGUUCAAUUUGAUUUUGAUGAUGAAACAAUUGUCAACAAAAUGCCAUUACGAUCACUCAAUGGAAAUGAUACUACAAUGGCACCAUAUUAUGGCCAAAAUCAAACAACAACAAGUCCCGAUCUUAAUGACAACAAUGAUGAUGAAUUAUUGUAUAUUUGUAGAGCGUGUCGAGAUUACUGGAUUUGUUUACCAGAUCAAUUGAAAAAAAAUUAUCGUUGUAAACAUCGACAAAGACCGAUUAUAACAACGCCUCAACAUUUUUGGUCACUAGGUGUACCAAAUACACAAACAUGUUUAGAACGCGGUUAUGGUGGUGUUCGAAGUCCCACUGAACCAACUGAACGUUUAAGGCGACCACGUCGACAAUUUCAACAACAAGAAGAGAACGCACUGAAUAACAACAUUCUUCUAGACGAUGAGUAG
Molecule: messenger RNA, 561 nt
Organism: Didymodactylos carnosus
Lineage: Eukaryota; Metazoa; Rotifera; Eurotatoria; Philodinida; Philodinidae
Source: the annotation of a GenBank genome assembly